AUGACUAGAAAAAAAGUGAAGCUCGCGUUGAUAGAAAAUGAUAACGCUAGAAGAGCUAGCCUAAAAAAAAGGCGGGUUGGAGUGGUGAAAAAGGUGGGUGAGCUUUGUACACUAUGUAAUGUGAGUGCUUGUAUUGUGAUCUAUAGCCCUGAAGAGAAAGAGCCAAGAGUCUGGCCGUCGGUGGAGAUGGCAGUGCAAAUGCUAAAUAGAUUCCGUAGAAUGCCAGAGAUGGAUCGAAACAAAAGGACGAUGAACCAAGAAUCGUACUUGAGAGAAAGAUCGAGAAAAACUGAAGAACAACUAAAGAAGAACCAGAGGAAAAAUCAAGAGAAAGAGAUGGUUAAUCUAAUUUGUAAGGUUCAUGAAGGAAACAACUUUGAUGAACUAAACCUGGGUGAACUCUAUGGUUUAGCAUGGUUAAUUGAGGAGAAGGUGAAGAGUGUCAACAAAAGGCUUGCAUUUCUUAAUCAUAUGACUAUCCCAGUUGGGUUAGAUCCUCUUUAUCCAACUCCUCAUGCUCAAGUCAUAUAUGAUCAAACCCAUGAAGUUGGAGGAAAUGAAGGGAACAACCAGGUGAGGGAUAUUAUUGAUAAUCAAGAUCAAGGUGCUUUCACGGUAGAACCAUGGUUGUUUGAUAUUAUGAACAAUAAUAAUAACAUUGAUGGAGGUUUUGGUAGUAUUGGAGAUAAUCCAACAACCAACGACAUAAAGACAUUACCGCACCAAAUUACAUAUGGUAGAAAUUCCAAUAAUAUAGGCAAUUCUGUUAGCAAUAAUGAUCAUCAAAUGGGACUGCAAGCUCCUCUUAAAAAUUUCAAGCUCCCACAAUCAUCAUCUGGUCUGGUUGAUAUUAUGGAGAUGCCUCUUUAUGAGAAUUCCAAAGGCCAUGACGCUACAUCUGUUGGAGACAUAAGUCAUUCAUCCCAUAUUCAUACUACUGAUUAUCCCAUUGGAAUUGCAUUUGAGCUAUUGCAACCUCCUGAUGGUGGACAAGAAGUUUUUAGUAUUAGUAAUGAAACGACAAUGUUAGACUAUGGGCAUUUGUUUGGAAAUGGUACUAGCAACAUUAAUGGUUCAUCGAGCAACAUGGGUCAACAAUUCUUUCAUGAU
Messenger RNA from Carica papaya (papaya), 1110 nucleotides. RefSeq lists its product as uncharacterized. Gene Ontology annotation, molecular function: protein dimerization activity; RNA polymerase II cis-regulatory region sequence-specific DNA binding; DNA-binding transcription factor activity, RNA polymerase II-specific. Lineage: Eukaryota; Viridiplantae; Streptophyta; Magnoliopsida; Brassicales; Caricaceae. Gene Ontology annotation, biological process: positive regulation of transcription by RNA polymerase II. The record is from RefSeq and is a predicted model, not a curated record.